Molecule: messenger RNA, 5341 nt
Organism: Saprolegnia parasitica CBS 223.65
Lineage: Eukaryota; Oomycota; Saprolegniomycetes; Saprolegniales; Saprolegniaceae
Exons: 18
Coding region: 14-5341 (1775 amino acids)
Biological process (GO): plasma membrane organization
Source: RefSeq, a predicted model, not a curated record
CGAAGCCAAUUCGAUGGAGUCCGAGACGCCGCCGCCGAUCCGCCUCCAUGAAGCCGACGAGGUGACGGAGGGCACGAAGCUGCCCAACACCCUCCGCAUCACGGUGCUCCGCGCGCGCAACAUGGCCAAGGCGACGCUCCGCGCCACGACGAGUCUCUACUGCAAGCUCACGUCCGCGGGCAUGACGUACAAGACCGCCAUCAAGGCGCGGACCAUCGACCCUGUCUGGAACGAAACGUUCUCGUUUCGCGCCAGCGACUACAUGACGACCGUGACGAUCGUCGUCGCCGACAAGAUCAAUGUCAAGAAGCGCGUCGUUGGUCAGAUUCGCAUCGUCGCCUCCGAUAUCAUGGCCGAGCCCACGAUGCGCUGCACGCGCUGGUAUGCGCUCGUCGACAAGGCGUGGGCGCCCAACGAGAAGCUCGGCGAGCUCGAGAUCAAGGCCUCGUUGGUCUACGAGCGUGAGCACGACGGCGUGCUCCAGCGCCGCGUCGACAUCCAGCGCGCAGUACCCGCCGUGGCAAUCGCUGUGGGCGAGACGUGGGACACGUCCGACGCCGACGGGUUUGCCGUCCAGCAAGACGAGACCGAAGACGACGCGCUCCUCCGCAAGCAAGAACUCGACCUCCAAGAAAAGCAGCGGCUCGAAGCGCUGCUUGUCAACAUUCCGCGAGGCGAUUUCCAGAUCCAAGCCCACAUCAUUGAAGCACGGGACCUCAAGGGCGAGAAUUUUGAUGGCACGUCCGACCCCGUGUGCUAUGUCGACGUCAUGGGGAAGAAGCAAAAGACGUCGGUCAAAAGCCAGACGUUCUCGUGUGUCUUUGACGAGCUCCUCUUCUUCCGCUUCCGCAACAUUGGCCGGAAGGAGCUCGAGCAAGCCACGAUCACGGUGUCGGUCUACGACAGCAACGUCCUCCGGCCCAACGUCGAAAUCGGAACGUACCAGUUUGACGUCAUGAGCAUCUAUUGCCGCCCCCAACGCGAGGUGCACCGGCAAUGGCUCGCACUGGUCGACCACAAGAGCAAGAAGGACAAGGGCAUCCAAGGCUAUCUGCUUGUGAGCAUCGCGAUCGUCGGGCCGGGCGAAGCAUUUCCGGUGCACGAAGCCAUCCAGGACAACUCGACCAAGGACAUCCACGACCUCGUCUUGCUCCCGCCGGCGAUCACGCAAUCGCUUCACUUUCUUGUCGUGACUGUGUUUGCGGCCGAAGAGCUCCCGGCGCUCGAUACACCGACGCUCCUCUCGGCAGCCGGCAUCGACGCCUUUGUCCGCGUCGACUUUGCGGGCAAUUUCAAGUGCAAGACGAGCGUCAUCUCGGUCAAAGGAACGCAGAACUUGUCGGCAACGUUCCUCGAAGCGCUUUGGAUUCCCGUGCUCAUGCCCACGAUGAGCCGCCGCAUCAGCAUCAGUGUCCGCGACCGCGAGCUCGGGCGAUCCAGCAAGGUCGUGGGGCAGAGCAUCGUGGACUUUCUACAGCUGCCAGUGAUCGACGCCGACCUCGCCGACGCGGCCAACGUCAAUCUAGUGGAGCAAACGUCGCUGCGGUACAUCAAUUUGUACGGGCCGCCGUUGCAGGCCAACCAGCACUCGGAUGCGUGCAAGCACAUGAAGCAGUUUCCCGAACACGCCUCGACGUACCGCGGCCGAGUGCUCGUGAGCCUCGCCCACGUGCAGCGGCCGGCGCCCGACGAGGACGAAAAGACGCACGUCAAGGAGGUGGCGAUCGACGACUGGGACGCAUUGCGGCCGCCCAUGACUCGCUACGUGCUCCGCGUCGCACUCUAUUUCGGCCAAGACGUACCGCAGGUGCGACUGCGCACCGGUCUCUACGCCAAGCUGUUUGUGGUCGUCAGUGUCGGCCACUACGCUGUGCGUUUUGACGCGAUGCCAGUCAAGCACGGGCGUGUCGUCUGGGGCGCGGCGCUGGAAGCCAAGAACAUUGAGCUCCCGGCCAACUUGACGCAGCUACCAGACGUCGUUGUGACGCUGUGCCGCGAGUCCAACGACGCAGACGACCUCCACGGCAUCGCGUAUGCGCGCAUCCGCAGCGGCGACCUCGUCCAAGCCGGCUUCCAAGUCCCGAUGCGCUGGCUGCACUUGCUCGAGGAAGUCGCGCGGCCUCCCGGGUUACUUCCAGGGCAGUCGCCCGGCUCGCUCCUCCUGCGCGUCGCCUUUGGCCGCGAGGAGAUUGCCGCGCGCGAAGCAUGGGUCACGCCGUUCAACGCGAUCUCCGAGACGCUGCCGUGCAUCGUCCGCGUGCACAUCUACCAGUGUCGCGGCCUCUUUGCCAAGUCGACGACCAAGCACGGGCUGCCCGACCCGCAGAUCUUGGUGCAUCUCAUGCACGAGACGAAAAAGACGAAAGCAAAGCGGCGGACACUCGACCCACUCUACUACGAAUCCCUCCAGUUCAACGUGGAUGUGCCGAGCAACUUGGAGUUUGCGCCCGAGCUCUGGCUCCAAGUGGUGUCGAAAACCGGCUACAGCAGCAGCACGACCAAGUACUUGGGCGACUUGCGCAUACCGCUGUCGAAAGCGACCAAGACGACGUCCGUGCCGUACCCGGCGUGGCACACACUACGCUCCGACACCAACGUCCUCGAGGACCUCGGGGUGACGGGGGAGAUCUUGUUGUCAUUACAGCUACUCGUCAACCCGACGGCCGACGAGCGAUCGAUUCCGCUGCCGUCGAUCGUGCCCGAGUGCCGAGAUGCGUUCGUCGACAUUAUCGCCAUGGGUGUCCGCAACCUCAAGUCCAACCGGCUCUUCCACAUCCAGAAUCCGUUUGUGGAGUUUGAACUCACGGGCGCGGCGUCCGCGAGUCGUGAGAACGCCGAGCGCCGCACCAAGGCGAGCCACGAGCCCGAGAGCAAGAACGCGAAUUUCCUUGAGCGUCUCGUGAUCCCGACGCGCCUUCCGAUCGACACCCUCUUCAGUCCGCAGCUCGUGCUCAAGGUGUACGACAGCACCAUGGGCGGACUGCACCAGCCGCUCAUUGCGUCGUGCGUGAUCGACUUGACAAAAAAGCUGCCGUGGAGUCCGAGCUACGAGCCGCCGCUGCAGCAAGAGUUUGAUUACCACCUCCAGCUCGAGAAGCAGCGCAACCGCCAGGCGCAACAGCAGCUCAGCAACGCCGCCGAGCAAGCCGACGAGAACGAUGAUGACGCCAAAGACGAUGCCUCCGACGACAACGACGUGGUCGUGGACGACGACAGUGCGUCCGGCAGCGACAGUGAAGACGACGACCCAGCCAAGGUAACGUCCCCAACACGAUUGAAGAGCCGAGCAAAGGUGUGCGAACUGCAGGAGAGCGAGACGCAGCCCGCGGUCCGUGACGACGGCACGGGCAUUGGCACGCUCCAGUUGCCACCCGUGUCGUACGAGCCAUCGCUCGCGUCCCGGGACGACCCCGCCGUGCAAAAGCAGCUUCAGGCCGAGGCCGACCGGCGCCUCUUUGCGUCGGUGGAGGACGCCAAGAAGAAGGGCCGCGUGUACAUUGUCCCUGGCAGCAACAGCGACGUGUUAUCGGCGGAUAUGGCCGCCAAGAAGGGCUAUGACACGCCGCCAUACUUUGCCGGUCGGGACUGGUGGAUCCAAUCGGGCGGGAAGGAGCUCGAAGAGUACCUCAAGACCAAGCCGUUCGAGACGUACCCGCUCUUCCGCGCCCACACGGUCCUUGGCUCCCUCUUUCGCCGUCGAAAGGAGCGCAUCCAGAUUCAAACGGGCGUCUUCAAGGGCCUCGUAGUCGUGACGCUCGAGUCCAACAAGCAGAGCCUCCUGGUGGACUACACGUCGCUGACCGAGCCCAAGCCGUACGAGGUGCGGAUCUACGUCCUCCGUGCGACGAAUCUGCAGCCGAAAGACCGGAACGGCCUCAGCGAUCCGUACUUGCGCCUUCAGCUGGGUCAAAACAAAGUCAACGACCGCGACCAGCACCAAACGAAGACGUUAAACCCCGACUUUUACCGUCUCUUUACCGUUGAAGCGACGAUUCCAGGCACGUCGCAGCUCUCGAUUUCGGUCUGGGACCACGAUCGAUUUGGCACUGACGAUUUUAUUGGCGAGACGAUCAUCGACCUCGAAGACCGGUGGUUCCACAAGCAGUGGCAAGACAUUGGCCUGGGCCACCCCAAGGCAACCACCCACCUCCUCAAAGCCGCGGGAACGCUCAAGCCGAUCGAGUACCGGCCGCUCUGGACGGGCAAGGACGCGACGUCGCAGGGCACGCUGCAGCUGUGGGUCGACAUCCUCACGCCGUCGCAAGCGGCCAUCUACGAACCGAUCGACAUUGCGCCGCCGCCGCCAAAGAAAUUUGAAGUCCGCGUCGUGAUUUGGAAAUCGGAGGGCGUCGUCGACAAGGACCUGAGCGAGACCAAUGACUUGUUUGUCAAGGCGUGGAUGGAAGGCCAGAAGGCGCAGUCGACCGACAUCCACUGGCGCUGCUCGACGGGCAAGGCGAGCUGGAACUACCGCAUGAAGUUUGAAGUCCAGAUGCCCAUGAAGCCCGAGUUUGCGCGCUUGCAUCUGCAGCUCUGGGAGAAGGACCUUUUGAAAUGGCAAGACAUUAUCGGCGGCACAGAGCUCGACUUGUACCGCUGGCUCCAGCUCGCCUACCAUGAGAACCGAACAGUGAUGCCAUUCAAAGAAAUGAAGCACGCGGCGCAGGUCCUCAAUGACGACAGCGACGUUGAGAGCGGGAGCGACGACGACAACCAGACUACGGACGUCGACUUGGAGAAGAACGAAGUGACCAAGCCGCUCCUCAACGACAAAAAAUCAGCGUCGCGUCUCGGGAAGCUCCAAACACUGCUGCGGAAAAACGGCAGCUCGAAAGCCCGUGGCGGAAAGGGUGGUGUCCCCAACGCGCAGCAAAAGGCCGACAAGCGCGCGGCCAAGGAAGAAAACGAGGCCAAAGAAGCCAUUGGCUCCUUCCUUGACUUCAUUGGGCUCGGGCGCCUCCACGACGACUCCGAGUGGCUCACGAUGCGCUUCAACAACCGCGCCGAAGGCAAGUCGGAGGAGAUGGGCAAGCUUGCGAUUGGCAUCCAGAUUGUCACGGAAGCCGAGUUCACAGCGACGCCCGUCGGAAGCGGGCGCAAGGAGCCCAACAUCAACCCAUACCUGCCGCCGACUGUCGGGCGCAUCAAGCUCAGCGCCAACCCCUUCAACGUCCUGCGCGAACUCGUCGGGCCCAAGACGUGUGCACGCAUUGCCUGCGUUAUGUGCUGCGUGGGCUGCCUCAGCUUCAUGGCGCUCUUCGGUGCGAGCAUCAUGAGCGCGCUGACUUUCUACGAGCAAAUGAAGGCGCGCGCCGAAGCGGCCGAGGGCCGGCAGCCAUAA